Saccostrea echinata is the source of this 2124-nucleotide messenger RNA. Its product is annotated as protocadherin Fat 4-like. NCBI's taxonomy places the organism in Eukaryota, Metazoa, Mollusca, Bivalvia, Ostreida, Ostreidae. Gene Ontology annotation, cellular component: membrane; cell-cell junction. The record is from RefSeq and is a predicted model, not a curated record. The transcript has 12 exons. Gene Ontology annotation, molecular function: calcium ion binding. The coding region runs from base 157 to 2019 and encodes 620 amino acids. Gene Ontology annotation, biological process: homophilic cell-cell adhesion.
UUUAAAUAUAUUAUUUGCCUUUUAACAAAAACUUAUAGAAAUCGAGUCAGGAACUUUUCAAUUACAAUCGAUCGAAUAUGAUGAGCUAUUACGCAUUUAUAUAUGUUUAAAACAUUUUGAUGAUUUUAUAUUUGAUCCUAAAUUUCAACAACUAAAAUGGCCGAGAAAAUUAAUUUUUUCAGGUGUAAACUUGUUUUGAUAGUAUUUUUCUGUGUUAUACAUAUCAUCAAUGCAUUAACAAUCAGCAACUUACCAACAGCCGUAGACCUUCGUGAGGACACCUCGGCGGAGACCCUCCUCCACACCGUGUCUUACACCGGUGUGACCACGGGGGACACUGUGACCUGUAGUAUGAACACGGUGACAAAUUUCUUUAUGAAAAUUGUGACCGGCACAACAAAUUAUGGUGUGUAUGUCGUUGCAAACCCCGCGGGACUUGCCUACCCCAGUAGCUACACCAUCUCGGUGACAUGCACGGGGUCCCCCUCUAGUGCCACUGACACAAAGAAUCUGGAAGUCCAUAUCACCCAAAAUUCACCUCCCUCUAUCACCAAUGUUCCUGCGUCUAUCAGUGUUGAUAGUACAACCACCGGAAGUGGUGUUACCAUAUUUACCAUUCAGGCUACAGACGCCGAGGGUGAUCAAUUGUAUUUUGAAAUCGUAUGUGACCCCACUGGCUGUCCUUUCGAAGUAUUUGCCUCGGGUGCCAUUUUGACGACAGCCUCCCUGGAGGGAACACAGGUUGGCGGAUAUGACAUCAAUGUUUAUGUCAACGAUAGCAGGUCUAAGGUCGGACCAAAAGUUCUGUCGGUCGCCAUCACGAAUGUAAAUUCGCCUCCCACGAUUACUAACAAACUGACGACUCCUGUAUCCGUGUCGGAGAACGUUGCAGUGGGAACCACUGUACGACAAUAUACUACCACUGAUGUUAAUGGGGGAGUACUGACCUACUCUGCUACCUACAGCCCCGCCUCCGGAGGAACAUACUUCACCAUUGAGUCGUCAAGUGGAAUUGUGAAGACUGCAAGUUCUAUAAAUUAUGAGACCCUAUCUGUAGCUGAGCGAACAGUUUUGAUAACAGUCACUGUCAGAGAUGCAGCCGCAGCCUCUGACACUACAACCCUCACCGUCAGUAUUAUAGACCAAAACGAGGCUCCCGCGUUUCCUAAAGAUUCUUACACUCUCAUAACGAACGAGGCUGGGGCAGGGGCCUCCAUUGGUAAUCCAAAUUUUCAGGCUACUGAUCCCGACGCUUCAUCAACGUUAACAUAUAGCACAACAUGUACCGACAUAACAAUAGACUCUGCCACAGGGGCUGCGAGCUUUACGUCUGCUUACGAUAUGGACGAAGCGGGAAAGUCUGGUACCAUUACGUGUCCAGUCACGGUCAGUGACGGAUCCUUGACGGAUACCGCCACGCUUACCAUCACCGUGAACAACAUAAAUGACAAUACACCUUCGUUCGGCCAGUCUGCGUACACCUUUACAACCGCAAAUACAGUGGCAGUGGGAACUAGAUUAGGCUCUAUAGCAGCCACAGACGGAGAUCUAAGCACCUCUUUAUUCGGAACUAUUACAUACGAACUGAAUCAACUGACUCUAGGCGGUGAUUAUUUUGGAGUUACUAGCACUGGGUCGUUAUACGUCAAAGCAGCUAUUACGUCACUCUCUUCCGGCUCAACUUACACCAUAACUGCAACGGCACGAGACGGUGGCCUGUUGUCAGACACAGCUUCCAUUACCAUCAUCAUACCAUCAACCACUACCACCACAACAACCACCACAGACAGGGCUCAGACGUUCUUUGAGGAUCCACGGAAUAUCGCGUGGUUCACGGCGGCCAUGAUUGUUCUUGCUCUAACGAUUGGGUUAAUUACAUACAUGUGUAUACGUUACGGAUUCCAAUUCAAGAAGUAUCAGAAAACCUACCGAUCUCGGCGAGUGGACCAAGACAGGGAAAGAUUGGAAGAAUAUAUUGAAGGGAAUUGGAGGCCUUGGAAGGUGUGGGACAAACGAUGACCUCACUAUUUAUUGAACCCUACCUUGAUUAUUGAGGGAAAAUACAUUUUUCCUAUUACUUUUUUUUAAUCUGCAGCAAGAACUAUGAAAACUAUAAUAGUACGC